Messenger RNA from Cottoperca gobio, 13007 nucleotides. RefSeq names its product A kinase (PRKA) anchor protein 9 (gene akap9). NCBI's taxonomy places the organism in Eukaryota, Metazoa, Chordata, Actinopteri, Perciformes, Bovichtidae. The record is from RefSeq and is a predicted model, not a curated record. Gene Ontology annotation, biological process: signal transduction. Gene Ontology annotation, molecular function: molecular adaptor activity.
AGUCUCAUGUUUACGUGGAAAACAUGGCGGCAGACCACCAACAAGGAGAGACCACAUAGUGAAUGCAACUGGCGGCGAGCUGGGAGCCAGACGAGAGACAUAUUUAACCGUUAGUUUUUAGAUUUUAUCUCGCUGAUAUUUUGCAUGAAGCGGUUUCCCUCUUGUUUCAGCCACAGGGACCGCGGUGAUGGAAGACGAGGAGAGGCAGAAGAAGCUGGAGGCCGGCAAAGCAAAGUUGGCUGAGUAUCGCCAGAGAAAAGCUAACGCGGACUCCCAGAAGAAUCAGAAAAAGAAGAAGAAAAAGAAGGCGGGAGACGACUCUGAGGGGGAUUCGCAGGGAAGAGUGGAGGUCGGGCCGGAUCAGUCUGUGGGAGGAGAGGAGAUCUCAGGCGGAGGACGAAAUAAAGACCCCCCCACCGCAGAGUUUACCUUCGCCAGGACACUGAGGAGUGGAGAGACUGUCAAACAUGACCAGACCUACACCAUAGAGCCGGAGAGUGAAGUGUCCACUACUGCUGAAGAUUAUUCCUCAGAGGUGAAUGGAUGCCAUGAUGAGAUGACAGAGAACCUAAUGAUGCCUUCGAAGGAUUUUAUCUGGGAGGAGGUGGAGCCUCUGCAACAGGUGACAAAGGGAGGUACGAUGGAGGAUGCACUAGCGGCCAAGACUCAGGCAGUGGAGGAGCUGAGUCAAGAGCUUGAAGAAAUCAGGGCUGCCUUUGGUACAGAGGGAGUACAGCAGCUGCAGGACUUUGAGGCUGCGCUGAAGCAGCGAGAUGGCAUCAUCACCCAGCUCACAGCUAACCUUCAGCAGGCUCGUGAAGAGAAGGACGAGACCAUGAAAGAAUUUCUAGAACUGACAGAGCAAAGCCAAAAACUGCAUCUUCAGUUCCAGCAGCUGCAGGCGGGCGAGACGCUGAGGAACACCAGCCACAGCAGCGCAGCAGCCGAUCUACUGCAGGCCAGGCAGCAGCUCAUCCUGUACCAACCGCAGCUGGAGGAGCUCCAGCACAAGCUCAGUGAGAUGGAGACGUCGGGGAGAAGAUCAGAAGAAUCAUUCCAACAAAGGAUAAACGAAAAGGACCUGCGUAUUGGUGAACAAGAGAAAGAGAUUUUGAGUCAGAAGCAGUCGCUGACACAGUUAAGGAUGGCGGAGGAGUCUUUUGCACAAACAUUGAAAGAGAAAAACGAGUUAACUGCAGUAAUAGCAGAACACGAGCUGUCAUUGACCCUGCUCCGAGAGGAACUUGUUCAUGUGGCACGGACUACUGAUGAGAAUAAUAUAGACCCAUCGGAGAAAGACCUGAUUAUAGCGGAGCACGAGAGAGUCCUUUCAGAACGCGACUGCUCUCUUACUCAGCUCGAGGAUGAGCUGGAGUCCACUGAAAAACGCCUGCGUGACCUCCAACAGCGAAUGGCUGCAAGAGAGUCAGAGUUUGAAAGCUGCAUGGAUGAGUUGGAUAACAGUAAGUCUGACUUAGAAAGCUGUAAAAGCGAAAUAGAGAGUUGUAAAUUAGAAUUGGAGAAAGAGCGAGUGGAGUUAGAAAGCUGUAAGGGUGAACUUGCAACCUCCAGACAGAAAGAGCGAAUGUCAUCUAACGAAAUCAUGCAGCUCAUGGGCUCGGUAGAGGACCUGCAGAAGCGUUGUCACCAGGGCAGCCUGUCUGAUGGUGACACCAUCCAACAAAUGCAGGAAGAGACUGUGAGGAAGCUCGAACUCCUCAGGGCAGAGCUGGAUGAGAUGUACGGACAGCAAAUAGUCCAGAUGAAGCAGGAGGUUAAUUUGCAGCAUGCAGCGAAAGUGGAGCAAAUGUCCUCGCAACAUCUCGCCGAGCUCGAGCUUCUGAAAGCAAAACAACUGUCUCAAAGCUCCACUGCUAGUGUUGAGGUGGACACACUCAAUGCUAAGAUUAGGGAGCUUCAAGAGACUUUAGAGCAAUCCCAAGCAAUGAACGAUAAAGCCAGACAUGAGCUUAGCCAAGUCGCCCAAGAGAAGUUCAACCUGCAGGUCAAGGUUGAGGAUCUCCUCCUAAAGCUCCGUUCUACAAAAGAAAAAGUGGAUCAGGUUUCCCACAGUCUUAUCUCUCAGGAAAGCCAACAAAGUGAACUGCAGCGCCUCCAGGAGACAAUUGACAAUCUUAAGAGCGAGCUGGCCGCUGCUCAGGAAGCGGCACAGGAAGCAGAAAUAAAACAUGAAUCAGAAACAACCAAUUACAAGAUCAAGUUGGAGAUGCUGGAGAGGGAGAAAGAUGCUGUGCUUGACCGCAUGGCGGAGUCACAGGAAUCAGAGCUGGAUCGACUGAGGACUCAGCUUCUGUUUAGCCAUGAGGAAGAGCUCACCCAGCUUAGGGAAGACUUGCAAAGGGAGGGCUUCCUGAACACGGAAAACCUUCUCAAUGAAGCCGCUGUCAAACACAAGAAAGUGUUGGAUGAGCUGCGCAUUGGUUAUGAAGAAGAACUGCAUUUGUUACGAAGAGAGAAGUCAAGUUUCGCCACAGAGCGAGAUGAGCUUUUUCACCAAAUUCUUGGACUAAAGGAAGAUCUGAAGAUGGCUUUAUACAGCUCCAAAGCAGACGAGCUGGUCCAGCAGCUUCAAGAGCUUCAGGUAGAGCUUGAGGAACUGAGAAAGGGAGGAGGAGAACGAGCUCGAAUGGGAAAUGAAAUUCAGUCGUUACUAAAGAAAACAGAGGUGCUUGAAAACCAGGCUAAAGAAAAAGAACGAUGUUGGAAGAACAAAUGGGAAGAUAAGGAAUUGGAAAAAGACACAUUGAUAGUAACUAAUAACACUUUAAAAGAAGAGUUGGACUCAAAACAUCUGAACAUUGAGACACUCACAGCAGAGAAUAAUCAAAUACAGCAACAAGUUGUUGAGCUUAGUGAGGAAAUUGAAAAGCAGAGGACGACUUUCUCUUUUGCUGAGAAGAAUUUUGAGGUAAACUAUCAGGAGCUGAAGGAAGAGUACAAGUGUCUUAUUGAGGCGAAGACGCAUUUAGAGGAGAGGACACUGAAGGAGACACUUGAGUUUGAGGCAAAAAUUUCCAGCCUUCAGUCACAGAUUGGGGAGCUGAAGGAGAGCAGCAGAGAUAUCAAAAUGGACGACAUGAAUACAGAUAGAAGGGAACAAGCGGUGAUAGAAAAAGACACUACUGAGAUAAUGGAGAAGCUUAACGUUACUUUGAGGGAGAAGGAGAGCCUGGCUGGGAGGCUCUCGGAAGUUACAGAGCAACUGACGUUUACAGAGAGAAAAAUGGGACAUCUGGAAGAAGAGCUGCUGAAAGUGAGGCAAGAAAAUGUGAAGGUCAUCGCACAAAGUGAAAGCCCAGGGAAAGAAGUGGAAAAGAAGCAAGAGAUUAUGAAAAAGCAAACGAGGAGGCAGGAUACCCAGAGAAAAGCUAAGCUCCAGCAUGAAGAGCAAGCUGUUGAGGCGGUUUGUUCUUUUGAGGAUCAUCACCUUCAGGUUCAAUCUUUGCGAGAAGAGAUAAAGGCUCUUCUCUUCUUACAGGCAGCUGAAUCCGAGAGAGACGCCAUCCGGCAGACCUUGGAGCUCCAGAGGCUUUCACAGACUCCAUCUCCUGCAGCGGUCCAGUCCUCGGGGGAGGGACCUGUUGAAGGACGAUCCUCCCCGCACAAGCCCACAGCCUCAGGGUCAAACAGGCGCAAGAGACGGCAGAGGUCGAAGCAGGAGCGCAAACUGGGCACCGCUAUUUCAGACGGCAGAGAAGAAAAACAAAGGGAGGGGGAAGAGGAGGCAGUGAUGGAGGAAGAGAGAGCAACAAGUGCUGCAGAGCAGGAGAUGCAGCCUCAGACGGAGAGCCAGGUUAUGUCAUGUUCACAAGAGCGGGCCGGUAAGGAGGACUCCACUGACGGACAUCAGGGAGACGGAGGCUACAUCAACAAACGGGUGAGCAGACAUGGGACGGGCCACCACGUGGAGCCAGCGGUGUGUCAGGGAGCUGAGGGAGAGACUACUGAGCAUGGUGAGUGCAGGCUGCAGAUGGAGGCCCAGCGCAUCAGCCUGUCUCAGAUCCACGCCGCCCAGCUCGAGCUGCAGCAGGAGGAUUCGGACGACCGCACACACACUCUGGAGCUGAAACUGCAGGACCUGAAAGAUGACGGUGACCAGAAUGAACCAAAGAUCUUUAAAUACCACAACCUGUUACAAGCUGUGUCGGAAGAAUGCAGUGAGAUCAUUGAGUGUUUUGGAAAGAUGUUUGGUGAAGAGUUUUUGGAGAGCGUUGCUGCAGAGGGCCGGUCGCCCCCUUCAGUGGAAAGACUAGACAAUAUUGAAUCCACCUCCAUUGGUCAGGAGGCCAGAGAGCUCUACAGAAAUCUUCAGCAGGUGAGGGAGAGGAUUGAGCAGGAACAUCAUCGACUGUCACAGCUCCAGGCUCUGCUGAGAGCGGAUGGGAACAAGAUGACGGAGCUGCAGGGGGCAUACGACCAACUGAAGAGCAGCAGUGAGAUUGAGAUCUCUGACCUGCGCGUGCAAGUUUCCAGCUCGAGCCCCUUUACAAGCAAAGACCUGGAUGAGCAGGCUGGUACACCAUGUACCUCUCUUACAAAGGAAUUACAGAGGCUGAAGGCAGAAGAGCAGGCGAAGCAGCUCCAGCUGGAGGAGAGUCACAAACAAGAGAUGGAGCAUCUCCGAGCUCACUACCAGCAGCAGGCCACAGAGAGCGAGGAGCGAUACGCCACCGAGCUCUUCAUGCUGCAGCAGCGCCUGCAGGAUGUGUCAGGCUCUCAGACCCACUACAGUGCUCCAGACUCCAGCUGUGAGAGGAUGGAGGAGCACGGAGAUGAACUAAAGGACCUGGGUGAGGAGGAGCUGUCGGAGGGACGCGGGGAGUUGCGCUGGCCUGUCGGGUCUGCAGGCCUGACAGCACAGCUGCAGGCUCUGAGGAAAGCUCUCUACCACAAGUAUGUCCAAGAAGUAGCCGCUCUCAAAGAGCAGCACAACAGAGAGCUGAAGAAACUGACAGAAGAAAAGGAACAAGAGAGGAAAACAGAGGCUAGACAAGAGAAAGAGCAAAAUCUAAACGGUAUUAACGGCGCUGGGAGCUCCAGUGAGAGCCUCGGGGCGGCUGGGCUGGAAGACAAACAACACUGGGAGAGAGUGGAGGAGGAAGUUGCCAAGGCCAUAGUUCAGAUGUCCGUGGAGUUUGCACAGAAGAUUGAGCUCGCUCGAAUCAACAAGAGUGCCUGCCAGAGGAGUGCCUCCAUGCAGACCCGGGCAGAUGAAGACGAGGUGGAGGAGAGGGAGAAUGAGGAGCGGACGACUCCCGGAGCUCCUCUCCCCUCGGGCGCCUGGCUGGAGGAAGUGGAGAAGGAGAGACUGGAGAGAGAGCUGGAGGAGAGGAACGCAGAGAUCAGAAAGUUAAAAGAGGAGCUGCAGAAAACGGGUCCAGAGCAGGCCCUAAAGAAGAGAGAGGACGGUCAAGAAGAAAUUGAGGAAGAUCCAGGCGGGCCGAAAAUAAAGCCGGCUGCAGGAGGCAAAGUGUCAUCACAGCAUGAUGGAGAGCCCUCCGAUAAGGACGCUGAAAGGAACAUCUUGCGUAAGGCUAACGAGAAACUCUGUCAGGUGCUGGUUGACGUCCUGAAGACUACUGCAGCAGCGGAGGAAACUAUGGGCCUCCACAUGCAGAGUCUGCGUGACGCUUCCAGCAGAGGGCAGCAGGCUGCACCGCCCCACGCCACCACACAGGGAGCAACCGGUCAGAGAGUUAACACCGAGCCCGUCCGAACUUAUGCUGCAGGUCAGACUGCAGAAAGUUGUCAGACCAGCGAGACCGCGUCCGACGAUGCGAGUGUGUGGUCCGGGCAGACGGAGGGUGACGAGGGUCUGGAGGUGUCUCAGCAGAUGAUGGAAAGCCUGCUGCUGGGGGCGGGGACACAGCUGGAGAACGAGGAGUAUCUAAUGGGCAUCAGCAGCCGACUCCAAACGGCUCUGGAGAAGAUGUUGAUGGCCAUCACCGACACCACCAACCAGUUUGAACAUGCCCGGAUCACCCAGACUGAGCUGAUGCGGGAGUCCUUCCGCCACAACAAGGAGAUGAACGAGCUGCUGCAGAAGCAGGAGGAGCUGCAGGAGAGGUUGUCCGAGGAGGCCCGGGCACGUGAGCAGCUGGCUCUGGAGCUUCACCGCGCUGAGGGUCUGAUUGAUGGCUACACGGGUGAACGAGCUGCGUCCGAGGAGCAGUUGCGUCAGAAGGAAGAGCUCCAGCUGAGCCUCGAGCAAGAGCUGCAGGUGACAGGCAGCCGGCUGCAGGAGCUGGAGCAGGAGAGGCUUCAGAUGCAGGAGGAGCGGGAGCUGCUGUCACGUCAACAAGACGCCAUGAGGGAGCACGCCGGGCCCCGCGAGCUGCGCCUAGUUGAAGCUGCAAUGGUUGCAGCACCUGAAGCAGACCUUCUGGAGGAGACGGAGAAGCUGAUGAAAGAGAAAGUGGAGGUCCAGCGUCAGGCGGAGAAGGAGAACACCGACCUCCUGAAGCAGGUGAAGCUGCUGGAGGCGGAGCUGGAGGAGCAGGUCAACAGGGUGAUCGAGCUGGACCACGCUCAGAGCACAGAGAGCGGAGACCUCCGGCAACAGGUCCAAGCUCUGGAGAAACAGCUGGACAAGAACAGGAGGUUCCUCGAUGAACAAGCCGUUGACCGCGAACACGAGAGAGAUUUCUUCCAGCAGGAGAUCCAGAAACUGGAACAACAGCUGAAGAAUCCGCAGAAGCUUCAGGCCGGCUCUGAGCAAAGAAGCCGAGAGGUGGAACAGCUGACCUCCCAGCUGAAGGAGAAGGCGGAUUGGUGCAGUGAGCUGCUGCUCAGCUCAGAACAGCUGAAUCGUGAGUUGGGAGAGCGCAACGAAGAGAUUGACAAGCUGGAGAGCCGCAUCCGCGAGCUGGAGCAGGCCCUGCUGGCCAGCGCUGAGUCCCUGGAGAAGGUUGAACAAAAGAAGCAGCAUGCAUCGAUCACAGAGGAAAAACAGUCCACACUGGAGGCUCAGUUACAGACGGAGAGAGAAGCUCUGGAGCGCAAAGAGAAAGAGAUCUGUAACCUGGAAGAGCAGCUGGAGCAGUUCAGAGAGGAGCUGGAGAACAAGAGCGAGGAGGUGCAGCAGCUUCACAUGCAGCUGGAGAUCCAGAGGAAGGAGAUCAGCAGCCAGCAGCAAUACUUAGAAACGAGGGACAGCAUGCUCCAGGUGAUGGAGGAGAAGGACAGGGAAAUAGCACUUCUUAAUGAACAGAUCACUAAGCUCCAACACAUGGAAACAGCCUCUAAUAACCAGGAAAUUGAUGAGAGGGAUGAUCUGAUUAAAGACCAGGAGUCCCAGGUGGAGUGCCUGCGGAGCGAACAAGAACGCUUGAAGAAGAAUAAUGAGGAGGAGCUGGACCAACUGAAUGCAGUCAUAGACAGACUUCAGCAGGAGCUGGCAAAUAUUGAGCAGAAGCAGGCUGCAGAGGAAGACGAGGACAGCCAGGUUGAGCCGGACAGCGCCAUGCAGGGGCCAAGUAAAGAGGAAUAUGAUGAAAUUAAGCAGAAAAUGGACCUGGCCACCAAAGAGGUCAAUACACUCAAAACGGAGCACAAUAAGCUGUUCACGACAUACCUGCGCUUGAAAGAGAGCACAGAAGCUUUAGCUGAAACAGAAAAACUGGAGAGCUCAGAGAGUGAACUUGAAGAAGCUCUCAGAGAGAAAACUGCAGGCUUCCUGGUCAUGCAGGCCCAAGUGCAAGCUUUAGAGCAGAGUGCAACAUCCAGAUUGGAGGAGUUGGACCUCCGCAUCCAGGAGCUCGAGGUCCUGGUCAGUGAAAAGGACGGUGAGUUAAGCCGCGGCCGCCUCCUUGUGGAGCAAACACAAAGCUAUGCGGAUGGUCUCCAACAGAGGGUCUCUAAUCUGGAGGAAAAUCUGAGGGAGAAACUGGCUCCAGCACUCGUCAACCAGGCCACACUGCAACAGCAGUCGCAAGGAUCCAAAGAAAACCAGGACGAGCUGAGACAUGCUGAGUCACAUGUGGAGCCACACGUCUAUGACUUUGGUGACUUUGGUAUUCCCAAAAUGGAUUUCAGUGGAAUUAGUCAAGCGAGAGUAGUUCCCACAGGGAAGGUGGUCCACCUGACCCAGAGGCUUCGAGAGCUGGAGGUGGGACUCAGCGGGAUGCAGAAAGACCAGGAGCUCCAGAAGCAGCUGCUCUCCAGUUCUGAGGAGGAAGUGCUGGAGUACGAGAAGAGGCUGGUCGUGCUCAUGGAUCUGCUCAGUCAGAUGAAGACCAAGACACACCAGAAGACAUCACCGGCUGUGGCAGCGUCCUCUGCUGUUGAGCAGCCGGCUGCUGUGUCGGAGCGUCUGCAAGAGUUGCAGGAGGUCAGAGACGAGGUCUCGGCCACCAAAGAGCAGCUCGGCAGCUACAAGGCGAGCUGCAGCAAACUCCAGGAGGAGCUCCAAGGCAAAAUGAUCACAAUAGAGAGACUGCAGGACCAACUUCAAAAGGUAUCAUCUGGAGGCCGUGAGGAGACCAAGUUGCCUGAGCUUCAACAGGAGUUGAAGGAGGCUAAAAGUGAGGCAGCUGACACCAAAGAGGAGCUGAACUGCUGCAGGGAGAGCUUAGAGAAGCUACAGGAGCUGCUGCAGGAGCGGGAAAUGACCAUCGCUCACCUUAAAGGAGAACUUUUUGAAGUACAGGCGGAUGAAGAGCGAGCCAACAUGACGGAGCUUCUGCAGGAGGUCAGAAACAAUGCGGCUUCCACCAAAGAAGAACUCAACAGCUACAGGCAGCAUAAUGAGAAACUUCAGGAGGAACUCCAAGUUCGUGAAGUUUCCAUUUCUACUCUCAAAGAGGAGCUCCAGGGGCUUAGAAAGAAUGUUGAUACCACCAAAGAAGAACUCAACAGCUACAGGCAGCAUAAUGAGAAACUACAGAACGAACUCCACGUUCGUGAAGUUUCCAUAUCUAAGCUUAGAGAGGAGCUCCAGGUGGUACGAGCAGCCUUGAUGAAGACAGCGGAUUCUGCUCCUCCAUCUUCUUCUCCUUCGCCUUCUCCCUCUCCGUCUCCUCAACCUGUCUCCGCUGCUUCUUCCUCCUCCACCACCCAGCCUAAAAGGAAAGGAGGCAAACAGCCGGCUGGUAAGGGAAGCAAUGCCAAAGAGAAACCAUCUCUCUCCAGGAAAAACUCUGCCCCUUCCAGCCAGCAGUCCUCCAACAAAUUGCACAGCGCUCGGCUAAACAGCAGCUCAGAGCAGCAACGUGUGGCGAUUACGCACUCGUUCACACAGACCGAACCUCUGCAAAUGUCCGACCUCGGCAUGGAAGGCGAGUCUGCAACCAAAGAGGAGAUGGAGGAGGUGAUCGGAGAGUUCCAGGAGAAGAUUGUACAGAUGCAGGAGCUCCACGCGGCAGAGAUCCUGGACAUGGAGGCUCGGCAUAUUUCAGAGAGCGAGAGCCUUCGUAGGGACACGCAGGCUCUGGAGGACGAGUGCAAAGCCCUCAAGACGGUCAUCGACAAGCUGCGCUCCACAGAGGCCCCUUCGUCAAGACAAGACCGUCCAACAUCGCUGUUCAAAGAUGGCUACACAAGUGACAGCAGCUCAGACUACAGCCAGCGGACUGGAUUUGACUUCCCGAGCUUACAGCAGGAGUUUAGGACGACUCCAGAGGGCGCCAGGAGAGAGACUGAUGAUCCAAUGCCUGACCGGAUCAAGACGUUGCUCCGGGAGGUGCACCAGGAGGGCAUGCAGGUGCUCUCUCUGUCAGAGCUCCCUCUCACUGAAGGCGAGCCGGGCAGCCAGUUCAACGUCCCAGGCUGGGUGAAGGAAAGAGACGCCUUGCUGGCGACUGUGGAGUCUCUCAAAGGCCUCAUCACCCAGAUGCAGACGCACAGAGAAACACAGACGUCAGGCGGUGCGGACUGGCGUGCAGAGCUGCUGGAUGCAGUGCGGCAGGUGUUUAUGAGGGAGCGCAGCAUGCUGAAGAGCGCCCUCUACAGCCAGUUGGACCUGCUGGACACCAGCGACGCCAUCAUCCACCUCAAUCAGCUGGAGCGCAGAUUGGCUGAACAGGACGCCCAUCACAGAGAGGCGCUGGGUUCUCUCCACACUGCGGACAGGUCCAGUCUCAUCUCUGAGAUUCAUCAGCUCCGUGGUCAGCUAGAGCAACUUCAUCAAGGUGCCCAGCCUGCCGUCUCUUUGGGUGGUGACCGUAGCGUGACGCAGCAGAGGGAGGGAGGAGGAGGAGGAGGCGGCGACGGAGCAGUGGAGGCCGACGGGCUGCUGGUGGAGGAGCUGAAGGGUGAACUGUCCCAGACUAAACUGGAGAUGGAGACGACGCUCAAGGCUCAGCACAAACACCUCAAAGAGCUUGACACACUCAGGGCCGAGGUGUCGCAGAAGGCUUUAGAGGUUGAAGCACUGAACGACCAGCUGACAGAGGAGAGGAAGAGAAGCAGAGAUGUCCAGUGGGCCACGGAGAAGGAGAGGUGUCGGACUGGGAGGAACGAGGACAGUAAACGAGAGGAACUGGAGGACCUGCAGCUUACUCUGGGGGAGCAGAAGAGCCGCGUGGCUCAGCUGACUCUGACCAUGGAACAGGAGCGGCAGGCCUUCUCUCAGCUCUCUCAGCAGGCUGAACAGGAGCGUCUCAGCCUCCAAAGACGCAUCCAGGAGCUCCAGGUCCAGCUGGAGACGGAGCGAGCCAAGGCCCUGGAGAUGAGCAUGGCACUCGGGAGGGAGCGGGAGCUGCGGUCGGUUUUGUCCUCAGCUGGCGGUCCCUCCAGUGAGCAGCGGGACGAGCAGAAUAAGAGGGGUCUCAACGAGGAAGGGAGUCUGCUGGAAAGACUGCAGAGGGAGCUGGAUGACAAACAUGCAAAGGUGGUGCAUCUCCUCAGUCAGGUGGAGGCCCAGAAGCUCGAGGUGGUACGUAAAGAGGAGGAGCUGACUUUAGGGAGUCAGAGGUCAAGAAGAGACCAGGAGGCGCUGCUGAAGGCUCAGGCCCAGCUGGAGAGGCUAGAAGUACAAAUGUCUGAAGCCCAGGAGCAGCUGGAGAGAGAGAUGGAGAGGAGGAAGAGUCUAGAAGAAGAGAAGGAAAAACUGGAGGAGAGGUUGAACCAGUUAGGAGAGCAGAGAGGACGGAGUGAGAGGAGCGGACCUGUGCAGGCUGAUGGCCACAGCGAGUCCACCGACCGCACCAAAGACUGGGUGUUCCAGCAGAAGAGUGGAAAUGUUCCGUCAGCGAGCUCCACCACUUCUCCUCACCUGGAGGCUCCUCCAUCAGGUCACUCCAGCGGACCACACCACGGUCCUUGGCGCACAGUUGACAAGAUCCUCAGCAAACUCCACCUCGUUUCAUCCAAGAUCCGCGGCAUGUCGAACAAGACUACUGGCAGACUGACUGCAGAGGUCGACAGUGAAGAGUUAUCCUGGGUGCAGUCCAAUGUUGACGAGGUCAUCACUAUGCUGCAGCAAUCCCAAGGUCUGCCCUCCAUCCCAGAGAGUGCGUCCCUGCUGGCAGGAGGCUCUUCCAGCUCCUCCAACACCCUGACAGAGCGGCUGCUGAGGCAGAACGCCGAGCUGACAGGUUUCGUCAGCCGUCUGACCGAAGAGAAGAACGAUCUGAGGAACCACACGCUCCGCUUGGAAGAAGAGCUCCGACGCUACCGGCAGGCUGGACUGGGACCAGACGACAGUUUCAGCAGCAGGAGAGGAGUUUCGAAGUCUGAUUCGGCAGGUAUGAUGCUUUCCCAGGAGCGGGAGUCUUGGACUAGAGAGAAGGUCCGCCUGGAGAAAGCUUUACUUCUGGCUCAGGCCCAGGUGGCCCGACUCCGGGGGGAGAUCAGGAGCAACACCCUGCGAGAGAUAACUGGACCUGAGGCUGAAAAUGCUGCACUAAAGAGGAUGUACGGGAAGUACUUGAGGUCAGAAAGCUUCCGCAAAGCGCUGAUCUACCAGAAGAAGUAUCUGCUGUUACUGCUGGGGGGCUUCCAGGAGUGUGAGGAAGCCACGCUGUUGCUCCUCUCCAGGAUGGGCGGCCGGCCGGCACUCCCCAGCCUGGAGUCCCUCAGCCAGCGCCGCCGGGGGCUGAUGCGCUUCCGCUCUGCCGUCCGAGUCUCUAUCGCCCUGUCCAGGAUGCGUUUCCUCGUGAAGCGAUGGCACAAGGCGACGGGGGUCAACUCUAUAACGUUCUGCAGCGUCAACAAGAGCGGAUCAGGACAGAUAUUAGGUACAGAGGUGAGAGACUCGCCGUAUCUUCACCCGGGCAGCGUGGAGAUGUACAGAGAAAGAGGAAGUGGAGGAGGAGUCUCCAGCGGCAGGGGGCGGAGUGGACGUGAAUCGCCCAGAUCGGCUGUCUCCUCCACACAGCACAGGUUUCCCAUGGCGGGAGACCCUGGAGCACUUUCCUGUUCACACCUGCAGAGCUACGACCCCGACCGAGCGCUUACUGACUACAUCUCCAGACUGGAGGCGCUGCAGAGGAGGCUGGGGAGUGUGACAUCAGGUGCUUCUUCAUAUGCUCAAUUGCACUUUGGCUUGAGAAGAUAAACACUGUCAAGUUACUUUGGCUUGAAGAAACUCAGUUGCCUUUUCUCGUGCUGAGCGCUCUGCUGUUUUUCUAUCAUUCUGGUGUGAACUGUAUCUUUCCAUGUGGACCAAAACACUUUUUUUUAUUAGUGUACGACAUGUUGUAUUCAGGCUUUUUGUCGCCAGCACUUGAAAAACAGCUAUGUUUGUAAUUGAAUCUGCCUCUUUGUUGUGGAUGACCUUAAAUCAUGUAUAUUUGUCUAAUGCUAAUUUAAGACCUUGUGAUUAAUUUAUAUGUUUGUGUUGUAUGGGUGGAGCGUUACGUAAAGAAUGUUUGGGUUUAUCAUUAAGGAGGCUGCUACUGGAUAUUCUAUACUACACUGUUUUGUUUAGGCCAGACGGACUACAGAGGACAUUUGUAGAGAACGUAUUUUUGUAAAGCGUAGGAGCUUUGAAUUUUCUGGGUAUUUUGUCAAAAACUGAAAUAAAGAUGACUACAUUAUUUGAAAGA